AUGGACGACAAACCAUUCCAUUUGGGGAACCCUGCUUUUCCUGUUCCUGCAAUGGACACCCCCUCGUCUGCUGAAGAUGUGGAGGCUGCGCCACGUCCAUCGUAUCCCGAAACGACAAUCCCAUUGAGUGUCCGAAACGAGACAGAUAGCGUCGCGCACACACACACCGCUGUCCAUCACGAACAUGCGGGUGCUUUACUGCAAUCAUCUGACCUAUCCCAUGGUCAAAUUGGAUUGCAGACCAUUCAACCUAGCGCAUUGACAGUCGGGGAUGAUGUGUUGACUCCACCAGGAUCUGUCCGUCUUGGUCCGGCCGAAUUCGCCGUGGCCCUGCCCAUGGAUUCCAGGGUGAAAGAUGAUUAUGAGAAGGUGCUUACAAAGGGAGCUUCAACAAUUGAUGAUUUCUUGUUGCCUUCCAGCACCCCAAGUUCCCAGGCUGCAUACCCUGAUCAUAGAGAGCCAUUGCGGUCUAAGGUUUAUGAAUUGAUCACUCGACUCAACAAUGUGUGCACUCACCCUGAUCUGAAUGUCUACGAGCACUUGGACAUGACAGGCGCCGAUCUAGGGAAACAGGCUUUGUGGGCGGAGUAUUCCAGCACCAAAUUCCUGUUUCUUGGGUAUUUUAUUGAACUCGCAAGCGCGCACGAGCUUCACAUUAUCAUCGCUGUCCAAAAUGACAAGAAACAAAACGUUGUUGAGCAGUACUUGCGAGGUAGAGGUUUUGUUUACACUCGUCCCCGGGAACAGAUGGGUGAGAACUCGGAAGUCUCUUUAGCAAGGGGCUCUUUGAGCUUUGGUGUUCACUCGAGCGGAAACAUCCGAGACAUGUUCAGAGCUCCUUCUGCCAUUUUCGUUUUUGAUGCGACCUUCAAUCCCAAAAGCCCGUCUGUGGAAUACCUUCGCACCACAUACACUCGAAAUGGUGGCCUCCUUCCCAUUAUUUGGUUUCUCAUUUCCAACACUUGUGAACACAUUCAGCGCUGUCUACCUGAUGUUACCGAGGAUAAGCGACUCCGACUGCUCCUGCGCUGCACUGAUCGAUUUCACGAUGCUGUGGGUGAUCUCCAGGAUGAGGCCCUCAACGUGCAAGAGGAUGCUGAAGAAAUCUUCCAUUACUUAACGCACGGCUCUACUUAUUGGCCACUGCCCACCGUUGAGCCAUUGGAUAUGGCGUUUUUCGAGGCACUGGUAUCCGCCGAAGGAUCAGAAGCGGCAGAAGGGUCGGACAAGGCGUCGCAAGCAGCCGCUCAGAAGCGCUCGUUGGUGAGUUCUCAUUUUUUUCAGCCCUUUUGCUACUCGCAACUGACUAUUAUCCAGCCCGAGCACGAUCAAGAGGACCACAUAUCUAAGCGUGCCAAAUUUGAUCUUCUACUAGAUACCACUCAGCUGUCCCAAUCGACCAAAGGCCCCACGCAAAGUUUGGAUCAAGAACUUCGAUCUCUAGAAACAAACCUCGUCCAAAUGAAAGAAACCCAUGGUGCUGAGAUAGAGGAGUUUAAGAACGAUCUAUCUGCAUGGAAGGCACAAUACUUUGACAUGGAAAAGACGUUGGGUCAUCUUCAGCAUCGCUUCGAGAGCCAAAGAACUGAAUUACACGACAUCCGGAAGAAAAACAAGAGCCUGGAAUCGACCGUAAUAACGCUGCAACAACGACCUGAUAAAUCGAAAGACGACAUCUCAAAGUUAAAAGAGGAACGAACUCAACUGAAAAAGGAGCUCGAGGAGGUCCGCCAAGAACUCAAGAAUGGUGUCGCAUCAUUGGCAGAUCUUGAGACAGCCCGUGAAGAGAUUCGUCUCUUGAAAAAGGAAAAUGCCAGCCUAGAACGCAAGGCCGAAUACGAACGAAACCAGGCGGAAUACACUCGCGAGCAAUACCAAAACGCAUCGAACGCCGCUGCUCAGGCUGGAAAUGAAUCGCGUACCCUGCAAGCUGAGAAUGACUCUCUCACGAUGAAGCUCAAGAAUGAAUUCAACACUUUACGACAGCUCACCACCGAGAACGACGCAAUCCGUCACUUGACCCGUGUUGAGGAACUAGAGAUCAUCCUUGACAACCGCAACGAGCUCUUACGAAAGAGGGAGGAAGAACUGCGAGAAAUCCGUAAGAAUCGACCUUCGACCCGCUCGACCAGUACCCAACCACGCAGCCCGAAGUGGGGUGCAUCCAGCCGUCAAACAAGCCCCGUUGUGCCUGGGAAUGGAAACGGCAAUGGUGGUGGUGGUGGUGGUGGUGGCCUUCCAGGCCGAGGUAGUGGCUUACGCUUCAGCUCGGAGGCUCUGCCAUGA
Penicillium verhagenii is the source of this 2286-nucleotide messenger RNA. RefSeq lists its product as uncharacterized. The transcript has 2 exons. Gene Ontology annotation, cellular component: HDA1 complex. The record is from RefSeq and is a predicted model, not a curated record. NCBI's taxonomy places the organism in Eukaryota, Fungi, Ascomycota, Eurotiomycetes, Eurotiales, Aspergillaceae. The coding region runs from base 1 to 2286 and encodes 761 amino acids.